GGCACCUGCAACAUGUGGUCGUCGGUUCGGGAGUCGCUGCAGGGGGCUGCUGGAGCGCUCGCAGAGGUGAGCGCCGACGUUGCGUCGGAGGCGACCCGACUUACAGUCGUCGCAGCAAAUCACGCGGGUCGGCUCGCUGAACGGACGAGGCUGUAUGCGCAGGUGACAGCGAAGCAGCAGCGAAUUGCGCUGAUCAAGCAGAGCUGGGGUUCAGACUCGUACGACGCCAUGGAUGCGGGCGACAUCGCGACGGUCGCGACCAACUUUCACCGCGCAAAGGCAGAGAUCCAGCGGGUCGAAGAGGAGAUCGAGGCCAAGCUGAUCGAGAUCGCGGCCCUUGACGCCGCGCCGGCGCAGUCGGCCGAGACUGCCGUGCAGCAGCUCCCGUCGUCGUAUUCCGUGGAUGCGUGGCCCGGCGGCGGUGCGGCGGAGGCCCGCAUUCAGGAGGCCGUGCCCGCAAUGCCUGUCGUCACUGCAGUGCCUGGCGUCAUGAUCGGCACCGCAGUCUCUGCGAUACCCGAGGCGCUGCCUAGGGCGCUGCCUGCCCGAGCCAAGCCAGAGGAAGGUGUGGCUGAGAGCUCAGAGGAUGAAGGUGGGGUGUAGUCACGUUUCACAUACUUUGAAGAACAAAA
Molecule: messenger RNA, 632 nt
Organism: Emiliania huxleyi CCMP1516
Lineage: Eukaryota; Haptophyta; Isochrysidales; Noelaerhabdaceae
Exons: 1
Coding region: 13-603 (196 amino acids)
Source: RefSeq, a predicted model, not a curated record